AUGGUGGUGAUAAGAGCUGAUCCCCACCUUCAUACCCCUAUGUUUUUUUUCCUAUUCCAUUUAUCCUUCCUUGACAUCUGCUACUCUUCAGUAACAAUCCCAAAGAUGCUGCAAAAUUUCCUUGCAGCUAAGAAAAUCAUAUCUCUCCCUUUCUGCAUUGCCCAGAUGAGCUUAAUUCUUGUUAUGGCCUGUACAGAAGCUUUCAUACUAUCAGCAAUGGCCUAUGAUAGAUACGCUGCCAUCUGUGACCCACUGCGUUAUGUACACACCAUGAAUAAGCAGGUUCACAUAAGACUGGUGGGGGGUGCAUGGAUGAUCAGUAUACUUUAUGCACUAACAAACACAGUGCCUGUGUUACAUUUACAUUUCUGGGGGCCCAAUGAAGUGAAUGAUUUCAGUUGUGAGCUCCCAUCUCUACUAGAACUGUCCAGCACGGAUACCUUCAUCAGUAAGAUGACAUUUCUCACUUCAAUUAUGAUUGUAAGUUUGAGCUCAUUCUUCAUCACCCUCUUCUCUUACAUCUGCAUCAUCUCCACCAUCCUGAGGAUAUGCUCUUCUAAGGGUCGGAGUAAAGCCUUCUCUAUCUGCAGCUCCCGUCUCACUGUGAUUGUUCUGUAUUAUGCAGCUGCUUUAUUUCGAUAUCUGAGACCUAAUUCAGCCUCUUCAGUAGUUCUUGACAGACUCUUCUCUAUUCAGUACAGUAUCUUAACUCCCAUGUUAAAUCCUAUCAUCUACAGCCUGAGAAACAAAGAGGUAAAAGCAGCUUUGUGGAAUAAACUGAUGAAAAUUAAAAGCAUGUGA
Alligator mississippiensis (American alligator) is the source of this 801-nucleotide messenger RNA. Its product is annotated as olfactory receptor 8S1-like. NCBI's taxonomy places the organism in Eukaryota, Metazoa, Chordata, Crocodylia, Alligatoridae. Bases 1 to 801 code for a protein of 266 amino acids. Gene Ontology annotation, biological process: G protein-coupled receptor signaling pathway. Gene Ontology annotation, molecular function: G protein-coupled receptor activity; olfactory receptor activity. Gene Ontology annotation, cellular component: membrane. The record is from RefSeq and is a predicted model, not a curated record. The transcript has a single exon.